AUGGACCUGAUCACAGUUUUGCUCGUGCCAACUGUUGUGCUGGUCACUGCGGGAAUCUUUUACCUCUAUAGUAUAAUCCUCAGGCUGCUGGCCAAAACCACAGUCCGCAACAAAGUGGUGUUGAUCACAGACUCGCUCACGGCACUAGGAAAUGAAUGUGCAAAACUCUUCCACAAAGGAGGGGCUAGGCUUAUCCUCUGCGGCAAAAGUUGGGAGAAACUGGAAUCUCUCUCUGAGCAACUGGCCAGUGAAUCAGAUCCAACCUUAACAUUCCCACCCAAGCUAAUUCAGCUGGACUUCACUGAUAUGGAGAGUGUUCCAGAGGUGACCUCUGAGGUACUGGAGUGUUAUGGCUGCCUGGACGUUGUCAUUUUCAACAGCAGCAUGAAGGUCAAAGCACCCGUACAAAGUCUGUCUUUGGAGAUGGACAAGAUAGUAAUGGAUGCAAACUACUUUGGGCCCAUCACACUGGCCAAAGGUGUCUUGCCUUCGAUGAUUGCCAGAAGGACCGGUCACAUAGUACUGAUCAACAGCAUCCAGGGAAAAAUAGCUGUUCCUUUCCGCACUACCUAUGCAGCAUCCAAACAUGCAGUCCAGGCCUUUUUUGACAGCCUCAGGGCUGAGGUUCAAGAGUAUGGCAUCUCUGUCAGCACUGUGUGUCACACAUUCAUCAGUGGCUCAUCUACAGACGACGAGGUCACUUCCAAAUCUAUCUGGGCCACCCUCACAAGACAGAAACCCUGUGGUGUCCCUCCAGAGGAGAUGGCCAGCGAACUCCUGAACACCCUGAGUAGUAAGAAGAAGGAGAUUGUCAUGGCUAGAUCUAUCUCAAAGGCUGCCAUCUACGCCAGAUCACUGUUUCCAAACCUUUUCUUCGCCGUGAUGGCCGCGGGCGUGAAAAACGCAGCUGCUGUGGAGCGUGACAACUGUGUUAACUAA
Molecule: messenger RNA, 939 nt
Organism: Chanos chanos (milkfish)
Lineage: Eukaryota; Metazoa; Chordata; Actinopteri; Gonorynchiformes; Chanidae
Gene: dhrs7ca
Product: dehydrogenase/reductase (SDR family) member 7Ca
Exons: 6
Coding region: 1-939 (312 amino acids)
Biological process (GO): intracellular calcium ion homeostasis
Molecular function (GO): oxidoreductase activity, acting on the CH-OH group of donors, NAD or NADP as acceptor
Source: RefSeq, a predicted model, not a curated record